AUGAUAGAGGUCACCUUUGACCAGGAUCUAUAUCGAAUCGAUUCGAUAAGUUGUCCAAACUUCACAUGUCCGGCUCCAGCCGCCAUCGAUUGCUCUUGCGACUACACCAAUCCACUGCGAUGUGGACACCCCGUGUCGGACGAUCCAUCGUGUCCGCCAUGCCCCACCUUGUACAACUACACAUUGGUCACACACGAGCUGCGGCCUCCCGGCAUGUACCCCGUCGUGCAGCUGCCCUACUGCGGCAAAGACCUCACAUGGACGACCAUUGAGGCCAACCGCACCUACACUAUAUACGAUCUGUCGCAGGAGGUCGAGUUCCGCUACAAGGCCCAGCCCUACUGCGAAUCCGUCACCAUACGCAUACGUAUGGUCGGUGGAGAGACCAACGACAAUGCCGUCCUAAUCAAUCAUCAGCUAUGGGCCUAUCAAAUAUCAAACAUUGGCGAGAUCAUGCGGGACAUCUGCCCGGGCAAUCAAUCAUUGCAACAGGAUUAUCCGUCAACAAGUGGCAUCUGGACGGAUGGCACAUACUUUAUCAAGUUUAACGCAUCACUGGGUUCGGGCCCGUAUGAGCUGACAGUGCUGUCGGCGCCCAUCGCGCCCAUCAUCAAGUCCGAGGCCAAAUGCACGACGGUCGAUAAAUAUCAUCGAUGUCUAUACGAUGGCCAACUCAUACUCGGACACAACUAUGACUACUACUCAUUCAAUGUUACGCGACCCAUGACACUGACCAUGUCGUGCAAGGGCAUGGGCACCACUUCACCGCGCAUCUACGCCUCGGACGAGAUUGUCUACCCAUACCUAAUGGACCACAAGUGGACGGACAGAUUCGACAGUCGACUCACCAUCCCCAUCGAGCCAUACCCCAACGGCACGGCAAAGAUACUAUAUUACCUCAUUGAAUCUACAACCCAUUCUUACAACUACACCUGCUCGAUAACAAGUAGCGCGCCGACAUGGAUGCGCCCGCUGGUGUCGGACGGCGAUCAGUACAUAGAGUCCGAUCAGAACGACCUGCAGAACUCGGCCGACCUGAGGACGAGCAACGGGUCGAUUCUGAAUGGCAACGGCAACUUUAAUGGCGGCUUCAUCAACAUCUUCCCCAGGACGUUUGGCAACCCGUUCUGGCCAGUCAUGGGAAACCUCAUCAAUAGCAUCGGCAGCCUGUUCCCAGCUGGCAACAUCGACAUGUUGGGCACGUUCGAGCGGGACAACGCACCCAAGAAGCGCACAUUCCAGGCGGCCGUCGUCCUAAACUACACUCUGCCCGAAUGGCACCUGGUCAAGCUGUUUGACGAAUCCGAGCUGACCAGUCUGCAGCUGGUGUUCCGCGGCGGCCUACUCGUGUUUAGUGAUGGCACGCCACUACGGGGCAAUGUGUCGCUCACGCUGGGCAGCCUGCCAACCGAGUGCGACUACGACAAGUUCCAGAUCACGUACGAUACAUUGGCCGAGUUUGACCAGGGUGUGCUCCAGUACAGCACAUUGACCAAGUUGACACGGGCACGCUACAUGAUUGACAUGUUCAUGUUCCGUGACGCUUGGCUCGUGUGUCAGAACCAAGCCGAUCAGAUGUUCGAGCUGACCGAGGCCGAUCUAGUUAUAAACACAACAAGCUGCAACUACACGCUGCCCUACCAGACAGAUCCAUGUUGCAACUUCACGAUCUCAUUCUUCCAAUGUUGCCAGCAAAGACUCGCCACCGUCCCCUCCAAGGGAUUCCAAAUCGACAAAGCUCGAGUCCAGUCAAAGUGUUCCAGCCCACAAUGUACAGAGUCAUUGAUAUCUGAUUACUUUGCCAAUUGGCUAGAGGUGGACAGUGGCAAGUGUGCUAUACUAAAGACAACGGCAAUGGAGUAUGCAGUGACAGAGUAUAAUCUAAUGUUCCUCAAAACAAUGGCCCAGUGUAAGGCUGUCUAUGACAACGUGCGAUGCUCUCGUGAUGCCGACUGCCCAGACAGUCCAUGCAACGUUGUGACCAGGCAAUGUGAGACGCCAGUGCUCACCCAGGACAAGCGAUAUCUUGAUUGCCUGACAAAGAAUGUAUCAUUGUCAGUUGUUGACUAUAUCGCGCACAAGUACUUUGGACUGAAUGGCACAUCGCCAUCACUGGUGGAUAGGAUGUUUGAGUUGUUGGCAAAGCAGGACUGUACCACUACAACUGGUUUGGUGUACCGCAACCACAUCGAAUACACUAGCUACCUUGAUUUCAACUUGACUGGACAUUGCCUGCCCAACAAACCAGUCUACGACAUGGCCAUUUCUGAUCUACACAACAUAUGCUUGGAGAUAUUCUAUUCAAACUACAAGGAAAUCAAUUAUAACGACACCUGUGACGAGGUGCAGCUGUGUCCGUGGUCUGGCUGCAACAUAUUGGACGACGAUACUUGCACUAGCAGUUGCGAGACCAAGCCAGAGUUCUGCGGCUACUGUCCAUCAUCGACUUCUGCCUGCGUCGACUUUGCCUCGCUGACCAACAAGUCCAGUUGCGACUCGCAGCCACAUGUUUGUUUGUUGACCGAUGGCCAAUACAGACUGGUGGCGAGCGAGCAGGAGUGCCAGCAGCUGGGCCGCUGCACAGAACCAUGUGGAUACCAAUGCACAGGAUACAAGGGAUGCGUCUCGACCAGCAUCCACAACGAAACAGAAUGUAUCGCAGUGCUCGAUCACACAUGGGACAACACCUUAUCACUCUGUCUCAACACAAUGACCCAACAGCAGUGUGUCGGUACCGCGGACAAUCAAUGGGAGGACUGCUCAUUACGCGAGUUUAGUGAGUGUCUGUCUCCAUUAAGCGCGUCACUGUGUGUUGCCAAGCCGGUCGAAUGCACUUCAGCCGAUCAAUGUGAGCGCGAGUCUGGAACAUGCUCCGAUCAAUUCUUCUUCACGCCAGAGGUCACGCAGUUCUACCCGCCACAAUAUGGCAAGUGUGUACAUGGUCACACUAUAAUCAUGCCAUCACCCAACAAGACUAUCUAUUAUCCAAUCUCUGGCUGCGACCCCUACGAAGACCUCGAGUCCCAGAUGGGCUGUUUCAGUGCCGAAGAGGUGAUCAGCAAGGAGGAAUGUCUGGCGCGUCCAGGCAGCCGUUGGUGGACACCGGCCAACGCGUCGACCUGCGAGACGAUCAAAGGCUGUUCCAUGAAACGAGAGAUGACUCUCUUCCCCAACAAUAUAUUGUUCAAUGACAUGGACGAGGAGACGUGCGGAGGAUGUCCAAUGUACCGCGAAGAAUAUAAAUGGACCAACAGAUUCACACUCAGGCGCGGCAAAUGGAUGCCCGGCAUGAUGGUGCCCGCGACUUGGAUGAACACCACCGACGCAAUGGUUCACCCGACCGCCAAUCGACAGACCCUCAUCUUGCGCGAAGUGUAUAACUUCUUUCAGGACAACUAUGACGAGUACACCAAGGUCGACGAUGUGAAGCGUGGCACAGUGUGUAGGGCCACGCGUAUUAGACAGACGCUCGAAGCGAUAACCUGUAGCUGCUCGGGUCCGGGUGGCCCGCAGUGCUUCAAGUCUUCGUCGCAGACCAUUGGCUCGACCAAGGUGUGCGAGCUGACCGAGUCCCGCUACGACUUCUCCUUUGGCUGGGUGGUGUUCUUCGAGGGCACCGUGGGCUACACGUGCCAGACCGUCGUCAUGAGCCAGAUCAAUCGACAACUCUACAAGGCGCCGCCCCAAGAGUCGCUGACAUCCAGUUUCUUCACGUACACCAAGCUGGACGACUACGCCAUCCUCCGCGAUCAGAAGCAGAUGGGCGUAAUACUCAGCGAUGGCUUUGAGCUGCAGCUCGAGUCGCUCAGCCAGUACCAUCUGUGUCUGCGCAUCGAGAACGAUUACGACCCGGACCGCUACCCCACCCUGGACUUUGGCGAGAUGUCUAGCGACAACAAUAUCGAGGCGCUCAAUAUCAAUACAAGCGUCGAGGUCAAGAACAACGCAAAGUACCUGUGUGGCAUGAUCCCGCACAAGGGCCUUGUGCGGUCGUACUUUGCGAUCGCGCGCCAGGGCCAGCGCGCCUUCCUGGACAUGACCACCAACGUCAUUCUCUACUUCCUGGCCGUCAUGUUUGGCAUCGACGCGUUGUUUGGACUCGUGCAGCUCUACAUCAUUCUCUACAAGUUCAGUCUGAAGCGUCUGGAGCUGUCGCUGGUGCACUUGCUCAUUCUCACCGUGACCGUGUUCGCCGCCGUGCGCUCGGUCUACUUCUUCAUGGUGCCCACGGGCAAGCUGUACGCGUCGCCCGUCGCCGACUACAGCAUGGUGGUGCUGCCCACGUUCAUCUACUUCACGUCGUUCUCGAUCAUUGUCAUCCUGUGGUUCGUGUUCAUUCGCAAUAUGCGCGAGGGCACCAGUCGAUCAUUCUCGCGCAACUUCAUUCUUCUGAUGGUUGGCAUCAACUUUGUGCUCUACUGCACGUUCAUCACGAUCGUCCUGGUGUUCAACUACUCGUCCGAGGCCAAGCUCAGCGACUGUGCCGGACGUGUGCCCGUCAACCUCGCGCUCAUGUCCCAGAAGCGGGUGGUCCUGAUCAUCUACGCGAGCAUCCAAUCGUUCCUGUCCCUGGUGAUUGGCGCGGCGUUCGUGGUGUUGGGUCGCACGAUCUUCCUGAUGCUGCGCGAGUUCUCCAAGGACCGCACACACGCCGAGCAGAUCAAGUACAUCCAGCAUCAGAAGAAGAUCUACACAAUCACUCUACUAUGCUCGGUUGGCUUCAUACUGCAUUGUGUGUUUGUGUUGGUGCUGGUGUUCAUGAGCCGUCCAAGCAUCAUAUUCAGUUUCAUUGGAUUGGUUAUCACUGAGAUCAUUCCAUCAACAUGUAUCCUGAUCAACUACAAUCAGAUAGAGGUGGGUGAUCUUCGCCAAUCACUGGCCGAGUUCACAAAGAUGAUCCAAGAGUCCAUUGCCAACGCCAACAAUGAUGCUACCACCUCCACUGGUUCCUCUGCCACGGCCACUUCCUCCUCGUCCGCUACCACGUCAUCAUCCUCAUCCAAUGUCUCUGAAGUCGAGAUGAAGAACCUAAUAAGGACACGAAAUGACUAG
This is a messenger RNA of Acytostelium subglobosum LB1, 5052 nucleotides long. RefSeq lists its product as hypothetical. Lineage: Eukaryota; Evosea; Eumycetozoa; Acytosteliales; Acytosteliaceae. Bases 1 to 5052 code for a protein of 1683 amino acids. Gene Ontology annotation, biological process: chemotaxis. The record is from RefSeq and is a predicted model, not a curated record. The transcript has 3 exons.